CCACAUCAAAUCAUAUUGACCAACGCACAGCAUAAACUGCAGCUCCUCAUCUUCUACUGAGUUUAUCUCGCAAAAGAACAAUGAAACACAGUUCAGUUCUGCUUUUGCAGCUCCUCCUGGGGACGAGCUCAGCUUACACCUAUCAAAAUGUGGCCUUGCGUGGAAAAGCGACCCAGUCAGACCGUUUAGUGAGUGCAUUUGGAUCUGCCUACAACGCUAUCGAUGGAAACCGUGAAUCCAACUACUUGUCCGGAUCGUGCACCCAGACUGCUGAACAGAACAACCCCUGGUGGAGAGUGGACCUGCUGGAGCCCUACAUCGUCACCUCCAUCAUCAUUACCAACAGAGGAGACUGCUGUUCAGAAAGGAUCGAUGGGGCAGAGAUUCACAUCGGCAACUCUUUACAAGACGGUGGCAUCACAAACCCAGUGGUUGGUGUAAUUUCUCGUAUCCCAGGAGGCAGGUCUUUAAAAAUGACUUUUACCGGACUUGUGCAGGGACGUUAUGUGACUGUGGCUCUACCUGGUUCAAAAAAGAUCCUCACUCUCUGUGAAGUGGAGGUCUACGGGUACCGUGCCCCAACUGGAGAGAACCUGGCGCUCCAGGGAAAAGCCACACAGUCGUCACUGCAUCAUUUUUUGGGCGAUGCAAGUCAUGCCAUAGACGGGAAUCGUGCCAGUGCCUGGGACCAGGGUUCUUGUAUUCACACAAACAACGACUUCAACGCCUGGUGGCGAGUGGACCUGGGCAAAACCCAUAAAGUGUUUUCUGUUAACGUAACCUCCUACAGAGAGUCCUUUUUACGGCUCAAUGGAGCUGAGAUCCGAAUUGGAGAUUCUCUUGAAAACAAUGGCAACAACAAUCCCAGGUGUGCCGUGAUCUCAGGCCUCACUGGAGGUUUCACUGGAAACUUUGCGUGUAACGGGAUGGACGGUCGCUACGUUAACAUAGUCAUUCCUGGAAAGACCAUAUACCUACUCCUGUGUGAGGUGGAGGUUUAUGGCUCCAGGCUGGAUUAGGUUCUGAGGAGGCUCAACAUGUAUAACAAUGACAUUUCACAUUGCAGAUGUUUAGCUGAUGUUCUUGCCCAGGCUCACUAUCAUCAGCUCAAGCUUCACCGCAUUCAUUGGCAUCAUUAGAGACAGCAGUUAUAUGCUUCGAAGAACAUUAAAUCUGCGUUAAUACAUGUUUUACCACUAGGUGGCAGCGGAACUCCAAAACAAGCUGACAUUUGGAGUUGCUUUGUGUUUGUGUUGAUAAGAGUAGACAAAAGUAUUUUAAUUUGUUCAACCCCACCCGAAGAGCUGGCCUUCAUAGAGAGGGGCGAGAUGUCAUAUUGUUUAAAUAUGGAGAGAACGACGCACAUUUUCAGUCUUUCCUGGAAGACAUUCAUUGUGCUGCACAAACUUAUUAAACUGAUGGCGUUAAAAAUACUGAAAACUCUAUAGCUGUGCAUCUACUAUUAUUUUUAACAUGAAUAUUUAAUUUACCCUACAGUGACAAGGACAAUUAUGCUGUGAUUGUAUAUAAUAUUAUACUGUAUAUAUACACACAUGAUUUUGUAAACAUUUUGUAUUUGUUUGGGUCGUAUUUUAUUUUGUAAUACUGUUGCAAAGCAAAGCUGUUGUAUUUUGACUGAGAUUAAGUUUUCCAUUUCCAGCUUUUCUUUGUACUGUCACUCCCUACAGAUGAAUAUUAAAUCACUUUUGCUGAAAUACACUGAAA
Molecule: messenger RNA, 1725 nt
Organism: Dicentrarchus labrax (European seabass)
Lineage: Eukaryota; Metazoa; Chordata; Actinopteri; Moronidae
Product: fucolectin-1-like
Exons: 6
Coding region: 81-1019 (312 amino acids)
Source: RefSeq, a predicted model, not a curated record